This is a messenger RNA of Diprion similis, 1938 nucleotides long. RefSeq names its product fumarate hydratase, mitochondrial-like. The transcript has 7 exons. The coding region runs from base 149 to 1672 and encodes 507 amino acids. Gene Ontology annotation, cellular component: tricarboxylic acid cycle heteromeric enzyme complex; mitochondrion. Lineage: Eukaryota; Metazoa; Arthropoda; Insecta; Hymenoptera; Diprionidae. Gene Ontology annotation, molecular function: fumarate hydratase activity. The record is from RefSeq and is a predicted model, not a curated record. Gene Ontology annotation, biological process: malate metabolic process; tricarboxylic acid cycle; fumarate metabolic process.
CUUGAAAUUGCGUUCCGUCGUCUGCACUGUGCGAAAACCUGGCGAGAGUAGAUCUUAUGCAAUUCGACACCGGCGGUUGAGUGACAAUAAGAAUAUUGUAACGGGCGUCAAUUAUUUUCUCGCCGAUUUCAAAUAUUCAAGAAACAAAAUGGCAUUAAACUUAUUGAGGUGUCGCCCCGUGGUCGGCGGCGGACAGCAUUUCAAGAAAAUCGCCGGUGUCGUUAAUAUCAGAAUGGCUGAAUUUUGUCGGGGUCCAUGUAACCUUGCAAAGGAAUCUAACAAGGGCUACAGGAUAGAGAGAGAUACUUUUGGAGAGCUCAAAGUUCCAAAUGAUAAAUAUUAUGGUGCUCAAACACUCAGAUCGGUACUCAACUUCCCUAUUGGAGAUAGUUCUGAGCGUAUGCCUUAUGCAGUUAUCUGUGCUAUGGGAAUAUUGAAAAAAGCAGCAGCAGAAGUAAAUAAAGAGUAUGGACUUGAUCCGAAAAUUGCGGAUGCUAUCAGCAAAGCAGCUGAUGAAGUGAUCAGUGGAAAGUUAUAUAAUGAUCAUUUUCCACUGGUCAUUUGGCAGACAGGUUCUGGUACUCAAACCAAUAUGAAUACCAACGAGGUGAUUGCUAAUCGAGCAAUUGAAAUGCUAGGAGGAGAACUUGGAUCAAAGAAACCAGUUCAUCCUAACGAUCAUGUGAACAAGUCGCAGAGUUCCAAUGACACAUUUCCCACUGCGAUGCACAUUGCCGUUGCUCUAGAGAUUAACAAAAUAUUAUUGCCUGGUCUCAAAGAACUUCAUGCUGCACUUAAAUCCAAAUCUGAGGAGUACAAAGACAUUAUCAAAAUUGGUCGUACCCACACUCAAGAUGCAGUACCAUUAACUUUAGGCCAAGAAUUUUCAGCUUACGCACAACAGAUUGAAUUUGGAAUUCAAAGAGUACAAGAUACACUACCAAGAUUAUACAUGCUGGCGCUUGGAGGAACGGCAGUUGGUACUGGAUUAAAUACUUACAAAGGAUUUGCCGAAAAAUCGGCUGCAAAAAUUGCAAGCCUUACAGGAUUACCUUUUGUAACAGCACCAAACAAGUUCGAAGCUUUAGCCUGUCAUGAUGCUAUCGUUGAAGUACAUGGAUCACUGAAUACAGUUGCCGUAUCCAUCAUGAAGAUAGCUAACGAUCUGCGAUUUCUUGGUAGCGGACCUCGCUGUGGUCUAGGUGAGCUUUCCCUCCCAGAAAAUGAGCCUGGAAGUUCGAUAAUGCCCGGAAAAGUGAAUCCCACUCAGUGCGAAGCGAUUACAAUGGUCUGUGCUCAAGUUAUGGGUAAUCACGUUGCUACGUCAAUUGGUGGAAGUAACGGACACUUCGAAUUAAAUGUUUUUAAACCUGUUAUGGUUGCUAAUACUUUGAGAUCUGCUAGACUUCUGGGAGACGCUGCAUCAGUAUUUACAAAGAACUGCGUAAAGGGUAUUGUUGCUAACAGAGAAAACAUCAAGAAAAUUAUGAACGAGAGUUUGAUGCUGGUUACUGCUUUAAACCACCAUAUCGGUUAUGAUAAGGCUGCUGCAAUCGCUAAACAAGCUCACAAGGAGAAUUUGACUCUAAAGGAAUCUGCGUUGAAAAAUGGUUUGACUGCAGAGCAAUUUGACGCAUGGGUCAAGCCUGAAGACAUGCUUGGACCGAAAUGAAGCAAAAAAAAUUCUCAAUCUAAGACUGUUUUAAUUUGAAUCACGAAUAGCUGUAAUACUUUGGCAAAACCUUUAUAAUCAUUAACCAUCUGUUUAAUGCCGUAUUUAUAUAAAUAGUGUACAUUUUGAUAAAGCGUAAUAUACUUGGUACCGCACUAUUGCAGUUGAUAUGUGCUAAUAAAAACCCCAAGAAUAGGCUGGAUCGUGUUACACGUUUGUAUAUUUGUUUCUAACUAACUAUUCCUUUUUUCAAAUACCGGUGAAUA